ACUUUGACAUUGACAUUAUAUGACGUUCUGCUUCGAUUUUUCUUAUUCACGUUUUCAUUAAAUAAUUUUGGAAAAUGGAGGUGAUCGAUACUGAUAUCAGGCCAUGGAGUGCUGAAGAUGUAAAAGAACAGUUCGGAGAUAGCCUCAGUCUCCUUCCUUCCAACGACAACAUCAAAGAACUACAGACUAUCUUGAGGGAUAAAAACACAACACGAAGUGAUUUCAAGUUUUAUGCUGACCGUCUGAUUCGUCUUGUUAUUGAGGAAAGUCUAAACAACUUGCCCUUCACUGACUGUGAAGUGGUCACACCUACAGGAGCACUUUACAAGGGACUUAAGUAUGGAGCGGGGAAUUGUGGAGUCUCUAUAGUGAGAUCGGGAGAGGCUAUGGAACAAGGCCUAAGAGACUGUUGUCGGUCAAUCCGCAUCGGUAAGAUCCUGGUAGAGAGCGACACGGACACGCACGAAGCGCACGUUGUAUAUGCUAAGUUUCCAGAGGACAUCGCGCGUCGACAGGUCCUGCUCAUGUACCCCAUCAUGUCUACUGGCAACACUGUCAAACAGGCAGUGAAUGUGUUAACUCAACAUGGUGUGAAGGAAGAACGUAUAAUUCUAUCGAACCUGUUCUGCACGCCGGCGGCCGCGCAGGCCGUGGCGGAGUACGUGCCCCGUCUCAAGAUACUCACCUCGGAGCUGCACCCUGUCGCACCCAACCACUUCGGACAGAAGUACUUCGGCACCGACUGAUAUGAGGAUGAUACUUCCUUAUUUGGACAUGUUUGAUUUAUGGUGUAAUUUUUUAUUUUCUAUCUUGAAUUUCGAUAUGAUCGAUGUGUAUAUAUGGGUUUGACAGAAAUGUUCUAUCUGUGCGUUCCCUCCAUAGAUCAAAUUCAAAUUAAAUUACAGAUAUCUAUGGCCAAAUGUUGCGUCAUUUCGGCGAAUUUAGCCGCUUGCUCAUUUGCAGCCCUGACAUAAAUAGAUAUACACACAAUAAUUAUUUUAUGAUUUAGUUUAGAUAUGUAUGUUUUAUAUUAUAGUCUAUGUAUGUUUACUUGUGCAUAUGAUUUUCAAACAUUAUCAUUAAUAUGAAGGAUCUAACAUAACAAAGCUAUAAUUAUUCAGUUCUAAUAUGCUUUAUUGUAUUUUUUUCUUUAAUUGAGGAGAAAAUUAUAAAUAUGUACUUAAGAUGAGGCGUUCAUCCCUAACAACAUGUUUAAACAUUAUAAAUGUGUUCUCAGUAAUUUUUAAUUAUUAUAAGUGUUUGAAUGUAUUAAAUUCUCCAGAAAACUUUGAGUAUAUAACAAAAAAAAAUCGACAGUGUUACCAUGCCCUUAUAUCUGUGGCAUUCAAAAAUUAUAUAAAGAUUUAAAAUGCAAAGUCAGUUUUUCUUUUUGUGUAAUUUUAUCUGAAUUUGUAUGUAAAUAGUUAUAACUAAAUGAAAUCAAACAAUGUAUUCAAACGUAAUGUAUUUUUAAAGUUAACCAAAGAAAAAUAAUAUUAAAAUUAAAAAAUUACUCUUUGCUUUGUAAGAUAUUCUUAUAGUUAAAAGAAUUAUUUGUAAAUGGUCAAAAAGAUCUACAAAAAUACUUGUUUUUAGCAAGUUUAUUUAUUAGGAUGACUAAGGUAUAAACUCCGUUUUGUGACAUGUAAGGAAAGAUCUCUGUAAUCAAUAAAAUAUUUUUGAAUGUGUAGCAUAGUGCCACAGAUUAUCUAAUUUUCUUUACAGCAUUAUAAUUAAAACUAAAUUUUACAUGUAAAUACAGGACGAAUGAAUUUAAAAGUAAAAUUAAUAAAAAUUAAAAAAAAAAAUCGUUGGAAAAAGUGUAAAUGAAAAUGCAUUUACUAAUUCCCAAUGUUUGAAUUAAAUCCAUACUAUGCCAUAUUGAAAAGUGGAGUUAAGAGGAUUUUUUUUAAUGUUAAGAGAUCUUUUAAGUUUUACUGUGUAAAUGUAUUUAUAAAAAUUAAUUAUAAUUGUGCUAAAUUGUAAAUUAUAUCAAAUAAUAAAAAAUGUAUACCAGCAGCCUUUGCAGCCUUUAAACAUAAUCAACUUUAUUGCGUAGCUUUGUAAUAGAACGUUGUAAAUUUAUAUCUCAAGCUAUUGUGACUUAGCUACAAGUUGUAUAUCUCUUUGAAUAUAUUAUGUAAUAAAUACAUGAGGUUUU
Molecule: messenger RNA, 2161 nt
Organism: Papilio polytes (common Mormon)
Lineage: Eukaryota; Metazoa; Arthropoda; Insecta; Lepidoptera; Papilionidae
Gene: kri
Product: uracil phosphoribosyltransferase homolog
Exons: 4
Coding region: 75-746 (223 amino acids)
Source: RefSeq, a predicted model, not a curated record